This is a messenger RNA of Athalia rosae (coleseed sawfly), 4051 nucleotides long. RefSeq lists its product as uncharacterized. Gene Ontology annotation, molecular function: protein binding. The transcript has 6 exons. The record is from RefSeq and is a predicted model, not a curated record. The coding region runs from base 799 to 3639 and encodes 946 amino acids. Lineage: Eukaryota; Metazoa; Arthropoda; Insecta; Hymenoptera; Athaliidae.
GGGGAAAGGGGGGGAAGGGGCCUUGUAAACAUGUGCUUUUAAUUGUAAGUUCAUCUCUCGGUGGAAUAUCGUAGUGACCUAGGGAUGGCAGAGUGGGGUUGCUCGCAGUGGGGGAAACCACGACACAUCACACGGUCUCUACGUUCCCUGGGCGCGUUUACGGACAGUCUGCGCUGGUCUGCGCACGGCAUUGAUCGAGGUCUUAUAGUUGCCCGCUCGUUUGCUCGUUUGCUCGUUUGCUCGUUUGCUCGUUUGCUCGUUUGCUAGUUUACUAGUUUGCUCGUUUAAUCAUCGUUCGCUCGUUUUCUCGUACGGUGUUCUUGAUCGGAACGAAGUGCCGCCGUCCGCGCGCGCGCUAUACACUUUCCCGGCAGAGGACACACGUAUUACAUAUAUAUGUACAACAGGACGUACGGGAGGUAUAUUCCUCGAUACCUUUUCCCCGCGCUCGCGCGCGCGCGCGAUUUAUAGGUACACCGUAUCGCAUAGUGUGUCUUUAAUCUCAUUAGAGAGGAGACCAAGCGGAAGAACUACCCGCCGGACUUUAAGCGGGGUCAAAGUUCCCGCCGCGUGAAGUGACCGAGUGACUGGAGUGACAACCCUUCGAAUUUCCCCCCCCAAUUUUUCGAUUCGCUCUCGACAUUCCAACUCCAUUUUUUUUUUCUUUCAAUUAUUUUUCUCAAUUUUCGCAUCGGGAAAAACCAACCACCCCCGUACCGAGAUCAUUUUUUUUUCUUAUCGACCUGGAAAAUUUGACCGCGGUCAUGGUGUCCGACUAGCGAUUAAUCGAGAGCUGCGAUGUUCAAACGACUGGCGAAGUCGAAGCGGCACAGUCCCGAGGGUGCCGGUGGAGAGUCCCGCCCCACCGCCGCCGCCCCGGAUUCGGCACCCCCUUCGCCCGAGGGGUCGACGUUGUCUCCGGACGCCCCGAGCGUCGGAGGCGCCAGGGCCCCGAGGGCUAAACAGGCGAGAAGAAGCUGCGGCGAUCAGCAGCCGCUCCAUCGCUCCAAACUUCUCCAACCUCCGGACGACCGCGAAACGGAGGGACGCGAAGCCGACCGCGAGUCGUCGCCCCGCGUAACGCGGGUCAACUCCGGGACCGACGACUAUCAGAUGGUGACCGCGGUACCGGCCUACAUCGUGGAACACGAGCCGGAAAAACAAAAAGGUCUCGGGGUAUGGGGGAGGAGAAUGAGCAAGAAAAUCGACUCGUUUCGCCGAUCGAGUUGCCGGGAUUCGCCGAGUCCCGCGGAUACAGCGAAUCCGGAAAAACCGAGAACACCGGACACGAGACGAUUUUCCAGUCCCGCGGUCCAGAUGCGCUCGUCCCAUUCGCCUUUCAAGUCGUUUUUCAUCCGCAUGGGAUCGACGGGGAUGUUGAAUUCGACGAAGAGCAACAGGAGAUCGUUGCAGGUCCUCGAGGAUCGAAAUCCACCGAGCGCCACCGCGACCGCCCAGGGUACGACGUCGAGGUCGAACAGGACACCGGAAAAGGAUCAGAACGCGCCGCUUUUCAGGAGCUGCAGUACGAGCCAACUAAACACGAGCCCGACCUACGUGAAGGGUGACGAUCCUUCGGAGGGUAUCGACCUGAGGAUGAGCGGUAAGGAUCACGGGAAGACCGUGUCCUGCGAUAAUCUGGCCGCUCAGAUGAUGCAGGACGACGUUUUCGAGCCGGUGGAAAACUCCGGCUCAACGACGAAUCGUAGUUCCAGCGCCACUUUUCAACCGUGCGAUUUCGCCGACGGUCCGCACAGGGGCGAAUUGCACAUGGUCAGAAAAUCCGUCAGCUGUGAAUUCCGCGAGCAAAAAGACGCGGUGAAAAAGACAAAUUUCCCUUACGCUUUCCUUCGCUCCAAAUUGUCCGUGUUGCCGGAAGAAAAGAACGGCGUCGGUCAUCCGGGGUCGGGUUUCGCCCAUUCGCAUCAUUCGACGUUGCAGAGCCAGGAGGAUAGGCUGUUCAAGACCCUCUCCGAGGAGCAUUUCCCCUCUCUUCUAAGGGUCGAAGACUGUUCGGAAACCACGACACUGGGACGAAGAAGGUCACGACCCGGCGGUGCUUCGUCCGCGGCCUACUUCAAGGUGGGGGGGCGAAAUUCCUAUUCGGAGUACAGGAGCCCGUCGUACGACCUCCAGAUAUCGCCUUCUUCGAUCCCCUGCGUCGGUCAGGAUCGCGUCGACUUUACCGGAGAUUUCGCGGACCUCGAAACCGUCCCCAAUUCGUUGACGACGACGACGCAGCUCAGAUGUCAGAGGAGAAAUUCGGUGCCCAGCGCGGAACAGCGACUGUCUUCCCACUACGUGAGCUCGAACGAGUCCGGCUACGACAGCGACGGUCCACGCGGAGAAUCCGCGGCCGCGUCGGAGGCCGAAGCGUUGAGUUUGAACCGGGCGGACAGCUCGGAUACGAGCAGCGUGGUAGAUUCGGAAAUCGAGAAACCAACGAGGAGUUCGACUCCCAGCGAAUACGCGGAUAACGUAGCCGACGGCGUUCACGUCCACGUCCACCAUCACCAUCACCACCAAUCUCAGGUAUCGGAAAACGGUCUCGAAGGGUUGAGAUGGCAUCAGACGACGUCGGGCAGAAUUUUGCCGAGCAUCAAUCAGACGUCGGGUUCGGAUUCCGCGGUGAAGGGGAGAAUACAGGAGUGCGGAAACCCGUCGGCUUCGCACAGGGUGAAGUUACAGCGGGACAGGACCAAGUUUUUGAGCGACAUCAUUCGGCCAACGGCUAACGAGAAGAUGCGAAGAUGCAGAAUCGUCAAUCUGACGAAAAAUGACCCCAAGGAAAGCUUGGGCAUUCGACUGGCUCAGCAGAGAACCGACAGACUCAGUUACGUCGUCGUCGAACUGGAAAACCAAGGAAUCGCACACAGAGACGGAAGACUGAGACUCGGCGACGAGAUCGUGGAAGUCGAGGGUCGCGAUCUGUCGACUUUGGACUCCUUGCAGGCGGUUCAGGACUUUUUGGCGUCCUUCAGGAGCACGAGAGUCCAGUUACUGACGUCUUACGAGGAGAGUGUCCCCCAAGUGUGCGAUAACAGCGUCGGUCUCGUACUCCUUCCGGGUGAAACGGAGUACUUCGAGAACGCGAAAACACUCUCGAACAUUUCCCUCGGCGACGAGCGACCUUCCCAUCAGAUUCUUCAGGUCAAGGAUAAGCCUCGCAGUCCGGUUUCGGAUCGCAAGAAACGUCCGGAUUACCUACCGCUCAAUUCCGUUCGGUCGUCGAACGACAACGAUCGAAAAAAUCUCACCAUCGAUCCGAUUAUCCAGGAUCACGAUUCUCCGGCGGAUAUUCUGCUGGAAGCGCACAGGUACCUGACCCGCCACCUCGCGAGGUUCGAAAAAGGAUACGGACGUCCCAGCCUCGGUUUCAGCGUCGUCGGAGGAAGGGACAGUCCUAGGGGCGAGAUGGGCAUCUUUGUCAGGAGAGUAUUUCCGGGGGGACAGGCGGACGUUUCGAAAUCUCUCCUGCAAGGUGACGAGAUUCUGACGUUGAACGGAAAAAUUUUACGGGGCUACACGCACCGCGAAGUAAUCGAACUUUUCAAAGCGGUCAGAGAGGGAGCGGUGGAACUCGAGAUCGCCAGGAGACACAGGUAUCCAAAGUCGGCCACGGAGUCGUCGACUUAUUGAAAAACCGACGUGCGAGCAUCCGAUUCAAUCGAAAUAUAAAUAAUUGGCCUGAAGAAGCUAAGAAAAUUUUUUCAUACACGAUGCGUCUAGUCUUCUCUGUAAACAGAUUUUUAGCAACUUAACACAAACCGUACGACAUACCGACUUAUUUUGUUUAAUUUAUUACUAGUUUUUAUGUAACGGUUGUUUACUUCAACGAACUUCAUUAAUUCAUUCAUUUUAUUAGUAUAUUGGUACGUUAAGAUUUUAUAUUGCUGCAGCUAAAUAAUACAAUUUACGAAUGCCUCGGAUAAUACAGCGGUGAAUUUUGUACAUGUGAUUUGUUAAGUUUUAUUUUUUGUCAUUAUUAUUCUCUAUAUUUUUCCAUUCAUUUCGUUCGUUUCACGAAGCAAUAAAAGAUGAUAUACCUUGA